Anopheles coustani is the source of this 3243-nucleotide messenger RNA. RefSeq names its product golgin subfamily A member 2. The transcript has 4 exons. Gene Ontology annotation, cellular component: Golgi cis cisterna; Golgi apparatus; Golgi cisterna membrane. Gene Ontology annotation, biological process: Golgi organization. The coding region runs from base 4 to 3033 and encodes 1009 amino acids. Lineage: Eukaryota; Metazoa; Arthropoda; Insecta; Diptera; Culicidae. The record is from RefSeq and is a predicted model, not a curated record.
AACAUGGCAGACAAGGCAGAGAAAAUUGCUGCUGCUAGAAAAAAGCUAAAACAGUACCAAGCUCGGCACAAGGAUCGUGAGCAUGAAGGGAAUCAUACGGCCGAGCUGUUCAGUGAAUCUUACACUCCCGACGUUACAGGCCCGGUUGACACCACAUCACAGUCCUUAUCGCCACCACCUUCGUCUGAGUGUUCUGCGACGGUGGAACAAACGUCCGCACCGGCACAACCUACCGUGAAUUCCAACAGUGUUAUCGAACCAAGCACGGCACGACACGAUGACUUCAAUAGCAAUUACUUCUCCUCCGCCAUAUUCGACACACAAAAACCACAAACAGACGGGCGGUCGAUCGUUUCCAUUUCAAACUAUUUUGCCAACGAAAGCAAUCCAUUCUCGGACACGCGCUUCCCAGCCGGAGGCUCCGAUUUUUUCGGGCACAUAGAACCACAGCCGGCACCAUCCGAGCCACCAGUGCCAAUUGCGCAACCGGUGCUGGAACCCCGGCAUGUCGAACCACCAGUUGAUGUGAAUGUGUUUAACAUAAACAAAAUUUCGGAAGAGAUUGGAAAUUUAAUCGCCAACGCGAAUGCCGACCUCGGACCGCAGAAUACAAUCCUGGAGCUGGAAUCGGAGAAGGCCGAUUUGGGUCGGCAGCUGAACGCAGAAAAGCUGGAAAAUGAUGAAUUACGGCUCCGGCUACGUAACCAUCAGUCGUUGGUGGACGAGCUGAAGAUUGAGAUCGAAAAGCUGCGGCUGGAGAACAAAACUCGCGUCACGGUCGAACUGGGUCCGCUGCAGGAACAGCUGCAAAUGCAAAUCCAAGCCGUCGGCGUGUUGGUCGGCGAGAAAGCCGAACUAACGGCAUCGCUGGCCAAGUCCCAGUCGCUGGUGAUGGAGCGGGCGGCCGAAAACGAGGAUCUGCAAGAUCGUCUGAAGGAAACGAACGCGCUAGUGCAAAAACUAGAACACGAGUUGGCCGACUCAAAAAGCCACGGUCAGCGGUAUGAACAGCUGGAGCAAACGAUCACCUCCCAGGUCGGCGAAUAUCAGCGGGAAGCCGAUCGCUUCCGGAAGCUUUACGAGGAUUUGCAGGAAGACCUGGCCGAGCUACGGCAGAAGCUAACGGUACGCAACGAAGAGUAUCAAACGGUGCAGCAAGCACUCGAGCAGACGCGUUCCGAGCUCGGGCUGGCAAGGGUGCGCAUUGAUCAGCUGACCACGGACGAUGGGCAGGAUUACAACGCAAAGAUCGAAUCACUCACGCAGCAAACCCUCAUCAAGGCCCAACAAAUCAAGGACCUUCAAGAGGUUGUGAAGCAGAUCGGUGCCGAGCGCGACCAGAGUAACCAGCAAUACCAAAACUAUGUGUUACAUCUGAAUAAGGAAAUCGGUAACCUAGCGGAGAAGAUUCAGGAGCUGACGGACGAGAACAAUCGGCUGGCAAAGAGCGAAGAGUCGGCAGUACGGUUCGCGAACGAGCUAGAGCGUCAGAUACAGCAGCAAAUGCUCAAACAGCAGACUGUUCAGCAGGAAGCUACAGGAACACCUAUAACAGGGACAGCAACUAGAGAGGAGCAAGAAAACACCAAGCGAGAACUAGAGGCGCUUCAAAAAAGGUGCACCGAGCUGGAACAUGAGAACGAGUAUUUGAAGACUCAGGAUGCUUCACAACAGAAAGAACAGGAAACCGAUUUCGAAGCUAAACUAAAUCAGUAUGAAGAGCAAAUAGCGACCUUACAGCUAACGGUGGAUCGUCUUCAGCUGGACAAACCUGACGUGGCGAAGCUGUUGGCGGAAAUUGAAAGCGGAAAGGUGGGUGCAUCCCGUGCCGUCACGCAGAACCAGGAACUUAAGUCCCAGCUCGAAGAAAUGCAACGUGCUUUCGUACAGAUUAGCAACGAUAAACUAAACCUCACCGAUAAGCUUCAAACGGAGCUGCAUCUGGGCAAGGAAAUGAAAGCAAACUAUGGUAACCUGGAAGCGGAACUGGCGGCCAUACGGGAGAAGCUACACUACAAGGACGAGGAAAUGAUUCGGUUGGCACACGAAAAUACCGAACUAAACAAACAAAUCUACCAGCAGAACCAAGAGAUUGAUCGUCUGCGCUACUACGAGUCCCGUUCGAACGAUGCAUCUACGUUGCAGCGGGAACUAGAAAGCCACAAGCGCACGGUAGAGGAUCUCCAGCGGCAGUUACGAACAGUCGCCGAUGAACAGAAGGUCACGGUAAAUGGGGAGAUAUCGGAGCCGGCGGCUUGUGAGACCAGCAAUCAUCUUCAGCACGAAAUUGAAACCCUUCGCCAGGAAAAGGAAGAAUUGCUGAAGGCGUUGAAUAGAUUCCAGCAGGAUAGAACCACCACGAACGGGCCCGAACCGAACGCCUUCGAUCGCCAGUCAUCGAUCGUAAGCAGCAUACCGACGAUGGAAGCGAUGGAAAAAUUACAGCAACGCUUCAAACGAACCAUGCUGGAGGUGGCCGAACUAACGGAGGAAAAGCAGCGACUCGAACAUCUGGUGCUACAGUUGCAGGGUGAAACGGAAACCAUCGGCGAAUACAUCACACUCUACCAGCAGCAGCGGAGGCUUCUGAAGCAAAAGGAUAUGGAACGGGAUUUGCAGCUGCAGCAGCUGGCCGACGAUCGGGAAAUGAUGAAGCUGAAGCUGAAGGAGCUUAACUAUCUCGUCCAUCGAUUGGUGCUUGAACAGGGCGGUGGAACGGACGAACUCCGCUCACCGGCUGGUAGUGCACAUAUGGUACAUUCGCCUGAAGGUCAUCCCUUCGCAGGCAAUCCUAGUCCCGCCGGUGGCACACCGAGUCCAAAUGGUCCAUUGGAUGGUACGACAGCAUCACAGCAGCACACAAACGGGGACGACUGUCACCACUCUCCCUUGUUACCAAAGGUGCAAAUCAAAGCGAAUGAAACGGCCGGUCGCAUCCUUUCGCUUUUGACCGACAUCAAGGAGGCCAAUAUUCCGUACGGUAGUGGCGUGCAACACUGCUCCUGUUGCUCGGGGCGCUUGGAAACGGUGUAGGCUUUUAGGUGCAUUAUGUCGUUUCCUACUCACAUCCCCAUCCCCAAAUGCUGUGGUAUAGUUUUUUGUGCGUUGUGUCUUUUUUCGCGAAAGGCAUGUUUUAUAACCUAUGUUUCUUUUAAAUCUAAUCUAAUUCCUGGUAUAACGUUAUUUGUACGAUCGAAAUAUAGAACACGCCUAGCGAUGAAAUAAAAAUGGAAUAUUAGUUCA